Cuscuta campestris is the source of this 2219-nucleotide messenger RNA. The record is from the annotation of a GenBank genome assembly. Lineage: Eukaryota; Viridiplantae; Streptophyta; Magnoliopsida; Solanales; Convolvulaceae.
GUUCACUAAUAAUUUCUGAGAGAAAACGAUGACGACCAGAAGCGCGAGUGCGAGGAGAAUGACUACCAGAGCGGCAGUAGAUGAUGACGACGAUUUUGUCGAUGAAAUCCCAAUUAUAAAGACUACGAAGUUAAUGAAGACAACAACUGGGCGGGUAUACAAAAGGAUGUGCGAUGAAGGACUUUUGGUUGGGAAGACUGGAGUGAAAGUUACAUGUUUUUGCAAUGUAUGGGUUGGAGCAAACAUUGUGGAGGGAGUGGUCAGUGAUACAGAUCUGUUAGAAUUAAAGAAAUCAGCAUUUGGUGACUUCUUCAACCUAGGUGGAAUUAAGUGGUUGACGGGUCAGUUGAUGAUUUUGUUGGCACUGAAUUAUGUGCAACCAAUGAAGCGGACUGGAGAUGUGGACAGGCUAAAAUUUCACAUUGGUGACCGAGUAGUGGAGUUCAAGAAAUCAAACUUUGCGUUGAUAACCGGGAUGAAGUUUGGGAAAAAAACCGAGUUUGUGGGUAUUGACAUGAAUGAGCCUAAUGACAUAAGCAUGAGGUAUUUUGGAGGGAAAAUGAGCAUAACACGUCAGGAUGUGGAGCAUGUGUUCAAGAAUGUACGUGGGAUUAGAGGUAAGAAGCCUAUGGAUGUAGUGAAAUUGGCUCUGCUUUACCUUGUGUGCUGCCAUGUCGUAGGGAACCAGGGGAGGACAAGGAUCCCAGCACUGUACAUGCAUUUGGUUAAUGACUUGGAGCUGUUUAAUGACUUUGAAUGGGGAGAGCACCUGUGGAAGGAUGUGGUGGAGAGCAUGGGCAAGUGUUCUUCGAUCCUCAACACGGGGGGUAAUGGUCGUUUUACAUUCCCCGGAUUUUUUUUCCCCUUGCAAAUUUGGUCGUUUGAAACGUUCCCCCGUUUGAUGGAGAAUGGAAUUUGCGCAAUUGGGAAGGGCAGUGGAUCCUUGUGUCCGAGAGCAUUGCGUUGGGAGACUGGGGAAAGUGUCAACUGGAAGGAGAUGGUUGCAACCCCCAUGGAGCGUGGCAUGGGAAACUUUGAAAGAUUGCUAAGUGUGGGAGGUGCAAGUAAUGGUAGCAGUUCAAAUGCUUGUGGAGAAGCUGUUAAUGAAGAAUAUGGAGCUGGCCGUAGGUCUUUAAAGGGUAAGUUUCAUUGGGGGCCUGUGACUGCAUGUGCUGAUGGCGUGCAGAACGAAGACGGAAUGCAGGUGAAAGGUCCUGUGGGUAAAAAAACAACAAGGGUGAAGAGAAGUGAGAAGAAAUCAGGAAACGCAGACAUGCCUCGAAAGCAGAACCCAACUGUGGUGGAGGAUGUAUUGGGUGAGGGGAGAGGUGAAAAUGAACCUUCAUUGCGUGAUGUCCUAACCGCCAUAGUGCACAUGGAGAAGAGAAAUAACAAACUACGAGUGGAAGUGACUAAACUGCGAAUAACACUGAAUGAACAAAGCCGGCUACUGAAAAGGGUAUUAUUAGGUAAAAAAAUGGCUAAGCGACAGCAGAAAAAGAGAGGAGAUAAAAGAGAAGAGAAUGGAAUGCCGAGCUUCGAUUUGGGUAUAGAGAGUCAAGAGAGGAGAGAUGAUCCAGGCAAUGGGCAGGAGGAUAUGAUUUGGGAGGAGGACAUUAUUAGGGAUGCUGAUAUAGGAACCCAACUUGGUGUUUCUGAUAAUGAUGUUGAAGAUUUGUUGAAUGACGUAAACACACAAGAGGUUGAUGGGCGAUGGAGGAAGGCAGUUGAGGGUUUGGGGCUGAAAUUGGAUUCAGGCAAGGGUUCAGAGUGUAGUAAGUCAAUGAAUUUGGCAAAUGAAAAGACAACAGAUGAUGUGCAUCCUGAUGAAAGGGUAGUGGAAGAGCAAGCGGAUGUUGUUCAGCGUAUGGAUGAUGCGGAACUUGUAAGGCCAUCCAUAAGUAAAGACGUGUGUGCUGGAGGAUCUGGAAGUGGGAAUGGAACUGUUAUUGGAGAAGUGGCUGGUGGGUUCCGUGACAAGUUUGAGACUGCUUCUCAAAUUAUUGAGGAUCUGCAUGAUUAUCCAGCGUCUCAACUUUUUUUCAGUUUAAACGAGAAUUUGGUUGNCUGCAUAUCCGAUGCAGACCCGGCGGAAUAUACUGUUUAGUGGAGCAUUAAAUGGAUGAAUUGUGUUUGGGUUGUCAGAGUUUUUGUCAUUGAGCAGUUUGUUGCGGAAGAGUGUUUUUCUUUGUGCUCAUUAAUUAAGGUGAAGUGUAGGG